UAUAAAUAUUCUCUUGGUAUUUUCUUCUUUUGUCUUCAUAACAAAAACCAUCAUCAUAUCACUGGCUUUAGAGCAAUUCAUCCACAAGGCAACAUGACCUACAACCUCACUGCCAAAGAAGCACAGCCGGCCCGCUGGCUGCACCUAAACGGCACUCCGGACCAGAUCCUCGACCGAUACUGCGUCAGCGAACUACUCAGAGGCUGGCCGGUGUACCGCGAUGCCUCAGAAUGGAAGAACUACCGCGCGUGCUUCGCAGACGAUGCCUACGUGUUUAGCACAUGGAGCGGCGGCCUCCCCAUCGACGACUUCAUCCAAAGCUCCAAACAAUCCCGCGCCAACGGCGACUUCGUCAUGCACCGCGAAAACGGCAUCCUCGUCGACCUAAACCCCAGCACAAACCGCGCAGUCGGCAAAAUGAAAGCAACCAUCAGCCAACGCUUCACCGACCCCGCCACAAAAAUAGAAUACGAUGUUGACUGCGAUGCCCGCUUUAUCAUGUGGUGCGUUAAGAAAUCGCUUCCGCGGAGAGCCGGGAAUCCGGUCCCCGGGACGGGUCUGGGUCCGCGUGCGAUCUCGGGCGGUUGGAAGGUGCAGUACGUCAAGCUGUUUUAUGAGAAGGACAAGGUUGUGCCUGUGGAUGGGAAGAAUGUGCCUGAGUUUUCGAGGGAGGAGUUGGAGAAGUUCCCGUAUGGGUAUCGGUAUUUGGCGGCCGCGCAGGCGAGGGCUGGGAAGGAGAUUUCGGCGGAUAUGCCGACGUUGGAGGAUGGUGAGAGAUUUUGGGAGAUGUAUCAGGCGAUGGAGGAGUGGUUGAAUGGGGAGGAUGUUCCGAAGAGAUUGGGAAUUAGCAAGUAGACUUGUGUAUACAGAGUAGAUAGUGUGAAUAGAGCUGGGCGG
Aspergillus glaucus CBS 516.65 is the source of this 897-nucleotide messenger RNA. RefSeq lists its product as uncharacterized. The record is from RefSeq and is a predicted model, not a curated record. The transcript is spliced from 2 exons. NCBI's taxonomy places the organism in Eukaryota, Fungi, Ascomycota, Eurotiomycetes, Eurotiales, Aspergillaceae. Bases 94 to 855 code for a protein of 253 amino acids.